Molecule: messenger RNA, 744 nt
Organism: Oncorhynchus mykiss (rainbow trout)
Lineage: Eukaryota; Metazoa; Chordata; Actinopteri; Salmoniformes; Salmonidae
Product: aminomethyltransferase, mitochondrial
Cellular component (GO): mitochondrion
Molecular function (GO): protein binding
Source: RefSeq, a predicted model, not a curated record
AUGAUUGUUGGAGACGUAGCAGAGCUGACGGACAAUCAGGGCACGCUCACCCUCUUCACCAAUUACAAGGGAGGAAUGAAUGAUGAUCUCAUCGUCACCAAGACAGACCAAGGCUACCUCUACGUGGUGUCCAACGCUGGCUGUGCAGACAAGGACACCGCCAACAUGAAGCUAGACUGGCAGAGUUUAAAGCAGCUGGCCAUGGUGUGGAUCCAGAGUGCCUCCAUGGCCCAGGUGCUCCAGUCGGGUCUGACAGAUGACCUCAGCAAGCUGACCUUCAUGACCAGCACCUUGGCCACAGUGUUUGGGAUCCAGGGCUGCAGGCUGACCUGCUGUGGCUACACCGGAGAGGAUGGAGUGGAGAUCUCAGUGCCUAAGUCUGGCGUGGUGGCCGUGACUGAGCACCUGUUGGCCAACAGUGAGGUCAAGCUGGCCGGACUGGGGGCGCGAGACAGUCUGCGGCUGGAGGCAGGCCUCUGUCUCUAUGGCAACGACAUUGAUGAGUCUACUACCCCUGUGGAGGCAACCCUGUUGUGGACUAUAGGAAAGCGGCGGCGUCAGGCGAAUGAUUUCCCCAGUGCGGAGAUCAUUCUCCCCCAGAUAAAGGCGAGGAAGCGUGUGGGUCUGGUGUCCUCGGGACCCCCUGUCAGACAGCACACCCCCAUCCCCAGGGUGGAGGUGAGGAAGAAGCCGGUGGUAACCAAGAUGCCCUUUAUGCCUACGAACUACUACUCUGGCCAGUAG